AUUACAGGGAACACCCGGAAAGACCGCGAUAUCUGGACCUAGUAAAUGCCAUAAAAUUAUCGCGAGAGGAAGGAAACGCAGAUCUCGUGACAAGAUCUCAGAUCUCACGAGAGGAGACUUGGCGCCCUCCUCCGUGGAUUCUGGCCAGGCAGGGUUCAGCGGUUGCUGUGAGGGCACGCUUCCCUGCACCAUGCCGUCCGCGUUCUCCGUCAGCUCCUUCCCUGUCAGCAUCCCAGCUGUACUCACGCAGACGGACUGGACUGAGCCCUGGCUUGUGGGGCUGGCUGCCUUCCACACUCUCUGCCUGCUUCUCACCUGCUUGUCCUCCUGGAGCUACAAACUACAGAUCGGGCACUUCUUGUGCCUAGUAAUCCUAGUCUACUGUGCUGAAUACAUCAAUGAGGUGGCUGCAAUGAACUGGAGAUUAUUUUCAAAAUACCAGUAUUUCGACUCCAGGGGCAUGUUCAUUUCUAUAGUAUUUUCAGCCCCACUGCUGCUGAAUGCCAUGAUCAUUGUGAUUAUGUGGGUACGGAAGACGUUAAAUGUGAUGACUGAUCUGAAGAACGAACAAGAGAGAAGAAAGGAGAAGAAAAGGAGAAGGAAAGAAGACUGAGAGGCAGCAGCUGCUUGGAGUUUGCGUCCUCACUCCACCCCGGCUGCUCCAAGGGCUAAACUGCACGUGGCAUGGGCAUCCUUCCACCUGACCCGUGGUUUGAAAAAUGGUUGUUUUAUUUUAACAUCCGCAGUGAUAGGCACACACUGAAGUCGACUUUUCAGCGAGCACUGAAUGUAUCCAUCAGGACAUGCGUCUUCAGGCGUCUGAUCUUUGUAGUCAGGCCAUGGGAACGGUCCCUACAGAGCUUUACAACUGGGAGUUUGAUUUGAAGAAGUCCAUGUCAUCUGUGUAACUGGUACUCAUUAUAGCCUGUUCACAAUAUUAAAUAUGAAAUUCAGUAAUAAACAGUGCCACCCUGCGCAUGGGCACCAUGCUCUC
Sapajus apella (tufted capuchin) is the source of this 994-nucleotide messenger RNA. It is a transcript of the gene TMEM18, whose product is annotated as transmembrane protein 18. Gene Ontology annotation, cellular component: nuclear membrane. The transcript is spliced from 5 exons. Lineage: Eukaryota; Metazoa; Chordata; Mammalia; Primates; Cebidae. The record is from RefSeq and is a predicted model, not a curated record. Bases 191 to 613 code for a protein of 140 amino acids.